CUACAGACAAGAUGGCCGCUGUCUGUCAGCCGUAAUCAUUCUCACUCUCUUGAUAUUUUCUGAUGAAAUUAGCUCAUAUUUGAAAAUUCCUGGCCAAAAUGGGAUUAUCACAGAGUUCAGAAGUAUCCGAAGGAGGAACCUAUGGAUACCACGUUCAUGGCGUGCAGCCAAAUUCUCCUGCAGAAAAGGCCGGACUGCAGCCCUUCUUCGACUUCAUUCUGUCUCUGGACAACAAUAGACUUAACGAGGAGAAUGACCUACUGAAGGAGGUUCUGAAAGCCAACAUGGAGAGAGCGGUGGGUAUGAUUGUGUACAGCACUAAAACCACAAGCGUCCGUGAGCUGGAGGUGGUGCCCAGUAGCAUGUGGGGAGGACAGGGCCUGCUGGGGGCCAGCGUUCGCUUCUGCAGCUACCAAGGAGCCAACGAGAAUGUCUGGCAUGUUCUGGAUGUGGAAGCUAGUUCACCCGCUGCAUUGGCCGAGCUUCAGCCUCACAUUGACUACAUUGUCGGAGCGGAUCAAGUGUUGCAGGAUUCAGAAGACUUUUUCUCGCUGAUCGAGGCCCAUGAAGGGAAGCCCCUGAAGCUCAUGGUGUACAACACAAUAACAGAUGCCUGCAGAGAGGUGGUGGUCACACCAAACGGAGCGUGGGGGGGAGAGGGCAGUUUGGGUUGUGGCAUUGGGUAUGGCUACUUGCACCGGAUCCCAAUAAAUCCUGAAGGGACGCCGGCUGAGCCUCCCACCCCUGCUCCUGAAGAGGAGCCCGCUCCAGAACUGCCUACAUAUGGAUACACUGAGACACCUUUGAUGGCACCUUCAAGUCUAAGUGAAGACAUGUUAGAUCUGGAGAAGAUCACCCUCGAGGAGGCUCCGCUCCCUCCACCCGUCCAGAGGGUGAUGGACCCCGGUUUCUCAGAGACUGAGGCAGCAGUUGCGACCCCUAACCCGGCAGAUUUGAUAGACAGACUGGAUCUGUCCGUUUCCUCUAUCGACAUGACCAACAAUUUACUGGCCAUGCAUGAGGAGAAGGAUGGGGACAUCUCUGGCAUUGAGGAACUGGAGGACAGUGUGCUGCUCUCUUCGUCAGCAGAGAGCCAGCCCGACCCGCUGGAGCUGAGCUCCCAGGCAGCCAUGGACCUCACCUCCGCUCUCGCUUCCACGGACACUGACCCCUCCCCCUUGCUCACAGAGUCCACGCCCGUCUCUAUGUGUGAAUCAACUGAAUUUCCACCUGUGUGUGAAUCAUCUCUCCCUAUAGAGUCCCCAGAACCCCUUUCUGUCCCAGUAGAAGACCCCACCCCAUCUCCCAUCCAAAUCGACCAAUCUCCUACUGCCAGCGAGUCCACGGCGGCAGAUGAUACUCCUGCAGAGCCUGCGGAGGAGUCUGCGGAGGAGCCUGCGGAGGAGCCAGCAGGGGCCAGCAGGGAGCCAGCAGAGGAGCCAGCAGAGGAGCCAGCAGAGGAGCCAGCAGAGGAGCCAGCAGAGGAGCCAGCAGAGGUACCAGCAGAGCCUCUAGAUGUUUCUCCUGCUAACCAUGAAAGUCAACAUGAAAAACCAGAGGAAGAGCCGCCUCUUGAGUAAACUUGCACAAAAAAAAGUGAUGACAAUCACUGGGGCUUUUUUAAAGGAACACUGUAAAGGAAAAUACAGAGAAACGCUGUCUGAUUUUAUAUUUCAGUCUAAGGAUCCCUCAUGAAGUUAGUUACACUACAGAAACAAGUUCAAGCAUUAGAAAAAUACUAUUUGUUUUAUAUGUGUGGGAGAGUUACUGCUAAUUUGUACACUAAGAAGGUCAUAAUGUCAAAAAAUGUUUAUGCUUUGGUGCGAAAUGAUUAGAUUAUCAGGGUGAGGCUUUGCUCCGGGUGAAUGAAUACUUUAACACUUCCAAAGGCAUACAGCAAAGCACAACCGCACCUUAACAUCCAAAAACACUAAAAAAAAAUGUAAAGCACAUUGUUACAUCUGUUGUGUAUUUAAAAAAAUCCCAAAGCUUUAAAAGGUAGCAUUUAAGGUUAAACGAGGGAACAUUUUUACAUUACCGCCCAUGUUUUGGAUUUUUUAAGUGUUUGUAUGACGGAAAUGUUUGUGCACAAAAAUGUGUUUACUCCAGAUUUGACGAGUUCAGUAUGUUUUAAACACCGUUUUGAAAUUUGUUUUAUUCAGCUAUGCAGCCUGGGAUCUGUUAAAAACUGUUUUUACUGUUUGUAUGGCUGGAAUCAUGUCCCCCCCUCCCAUGUCUGAUUUUACUCUGUUCUUUUAAAUAUUUGUAAUCUAUGCAACAGUAGACGAGUGCUGCCUGCGAGUUGACAGAUGUGUAAUUCCAUUAGAUAGACAGUACGUAAGGAGUCACAGUGACGCUGCUGUUGGGUUAUUAUUUUCUCUUUCUAGGGGGCUUCUUAAAAGUUUUUCACUGUCAAAGUAGGUGCUAGUGUGUAAAAUAAGGAAAAGUAUUUUUGCAGAUAUUUUAUCAAUUAAUUGUAUGUUUUAUUAGGAAUGAGUGCAGAAUCUUUUGAUGAAUGUGAAUGGGUGAAGGUUAAACAAUCAUAUCACUUUAAAGAAAAACAAAAAAAUUC
Molecule: messenger RNA, 2572 nt
Organism: Eleginops maclovinus (Patagonian blennie)
Lineage: Eukaryota; Metazoa; Chordata; Actinopteri; Perciformes; Eleginopidae
Product: Golgi reassembly-stacking protein 1-like
Biological process (GO): Golgi organization
Cellular component (GO): Golgi apparatus
Molecular function (GO): protein binding
Source: RefSeq, a predicted model, not a curated record